GUGAGGUGCCGCUGAAGUUCGCUAACGCUGGACCCUGCAGCUUGUUUUGGCUCCUUGACUCCUCAGGAAGGACGAAAGAGACGGAUCCUGCAAACCUGGCGAGGAUGGAAGGGGGAAGGUGGACGGUUGACCUGGUGAGGUUGUCUCCUGCAUCCCUCCCCACAACCUCUGAGCGUUCCCUCCCAGGGACCUCCGAGAGAUCUGAUGGUGAUGAAUUGGAAGGGAAGAACAAGGGGGACCACAACAGAAUCCAAAUAGUGGAGAAGUCAUAUAAAUGUUCAGAGUGUGGAGAGAACAUCCGUCAGAGCUACCACUCCACCUCACAUCAAGGAAAGAGCUUUGUUCGGAGGGAUAGAAUCUCUUCACAUGCAAGAGCUAACAGCGGAGAGAAACUGUAUCAGUGCAGAGAAUGUGGGAAGAGCUUCAAUCACCGUCAGAAUCUCACUAGCCAUCAAAGAAUUCAUACAGGGGAGAAACCCUAUGAAUGCUUCGAAUGUGGAAAGAGCUUUCGUCUGAGUGCUGAUCUCACUUCCCAUCACAGAAUUCAUACAGGGGAGAAACCCUAUCAGUGCUUGGAAUGUGGAAAGAGCUUCAGUCAAGCCUCAAAUCUCAAGACCCAUCAAAGAAUUCAUGCAGGGGAGAAACCCUAUCAGUGCUUGGAAUGUGGAAAGAGCUUCAGUCAAGCCUCAAAUCUCAAGACCCAUCAAAGAAUUCAUACAGGGGAGAAACCCUAUCAGUGCUUGGAAUGUGGAAAGAGCUUUUGUCUGAGCGCUGAUCUCACUUCCCAUCAAAAAAUUCAUACAGGAGAGAAACCUUAUCAGUGCUUUGAAUGUGGAAAGAGCUUCAGUCACAGCCACCAUCUCAAGACCCAUCAAAGAAUUCAUGCAGGGGAGAAACCCUAUCAGUGCUUGGAAUGUGGAAAGAGUUUCAGCUCAUCUCUCACUUCCCAUCACAGAAUUCAUACAGGGAAGAAACCUUAUCAUUGCUUCGAAUGUGGAAAGAGCUUCAGUCAGAGCAGCAAUCUCACUUCCCAUCAAAGAAUUCAUACAGGGGAGAAACCCUAUCAGUGCUUCGAAUGUGGAAAGAGCUUCACUAAUAGCUCCGAUCUCACGUCCCAUUACAGAAAUCAUAUAGGGGAGAAACCUUAUCAGUGCUUGGCAUGUGGAAAGAGCUUCAGUCAGAGCAGCAAUCUCACUUCCCAUCAAAGAAUUCAUACAGGGGAGAAACCCUAUGAAUGCUUUGAAUGUGGAAAGAGCUUCAGUCACAGGCAGAGUCUCACUUCCCAUCAAAGAAUUCAUACAGCGGAGAAACCGUAUCAGUGCUUGGAAUGUGGAAAGAGCUUCAGUUGCAGCUCAUCUCUCACUUCCCAUCACAGAAUUCAUACAGGGGACAAACCCUAUCAGUGCUUGGAAUGUGGAAAGAGCUUCAGUCAGAGCAGCAAUCUCACUUCCCAUCAAAGAAUUCAUACAGGGGAGAAACCUUAUCAGUGCUUGGAAUGUGGAAAGAGCUUUAGUCGCAGCCACCAUCUGACUUCCCAUCAAAGCAUUCAUCACAAAACCCACUGAGCGUCUCCACCCCCAUCGUUCUGCCCGGACACUGAGGUCCAGUACCGAGGGCCUUCUAGCGGUUCCCUCGUUGCGAGAAGCCAGGUUGCAGGGAACCAGGCAGAGGGCCUUCUCGGUGGUGGCGCCUGUUGUGUAUUAAAGUAAUAGCACAGCCAAGUAUGUAUUGUAAUAUAAUAUACAGUAUAGAGUUUAUUGUAUUGUAUUGCAGAGUUUAUUUGAAUGCAUAAGUUCCAGCAGGAACGUAUAUCAUUUGCUGGUUCAGAGUGCAGGAUUUGGAUCCGCUGCUGGAUUGGUUUCUGCUGGAGGGAAUCCUUGCCAUUGGUUCCUGCCAAAAUGUAUCUUUUCCCUGCUAGUUCUCUGUUACUAUAUAAGUCCCAGUUUUCCCCAUUCCCUGUGUUCUGGCUCUUACUUGUUCUUUGAAGUAAAGAGAUGUUGUACCAGAUCCUCGCCUCCUGCUUCUUAUUUGCACUGAGCUGAAAUCACUGAAGACCCACUACACAACAGCGCCCGCCCUGUGGAACGCCCUCCCAUCAGAUGUCAAAGAAAAAAACAGCUACCAGAUUUUUAGAAGACAUCUGAAGGCAGCCUUGUU
Zootoca vivipara (common lizard) is the source of this 2157-nucleotide messenger RNA. Lineage: Eukaryota; Metazoa; Chordata; Lepidosauria; Squamata; Lacertidae. The record is from RefSeq and is a predicted model, not a curated record.